UCAGAACGUACAGAGUUCGACUGGUUUCGGAAGUUUUCAUUUCAGGCGAAACGUAGAUGUUCAUUCGUAAUAUUUCUAAUGAUUUGAGUGCUGUUUACCGGCUUUUUACUUUGUAGUCUUAAAAAUGCGAGUUUUAUAAUCAUUGUCACAAUUUUGUGUGAUUAUUUUUAGGCUUUUAUAAUAGUGUAAUCUUAUUACAAAAUAAUGCUAGAUUUGUAGGUUAGGUUUCAUAGUCACGAUGGCGGAUAAGGCUAUAAUGAAGCAAAUUGCUGAGCAAAAGCUCAAGGCGUUUUCCAUCGGCACAAUGGGGAAACGGCCUCUCAGUAAAAAAGAGUUGGAAGAUCAGCGUAAAAAAGAACAGGAACAGGCUGCGGCACAGGCUUUUGAAGAAUUUGUGGCAACUUUUCAAGAAACACCCACUAAACCGACUAACAAAGUCUGGGUUAAAGCUGGUACUUACGAUGCUGGUAAAAGACAGGAAGACACGAGAGAGAAGGGAAAACUUUAUAAGCCUCAAUCAAAGAUAUCAGAGUUGGUCGAUAAUAGAUCGUCGGCAGAACAAGCCCAAGAAUAUGCCAGACUUCUUGGUACAAGUGAACGAAAAAUGGACAGACUUGGUAAAAAGAAAAAAGAGGGUGAAAAGAAAAAGAGUAAUUUAGAAUUGUUCAAAGAGGAACUUAAAAUGAUUCAAGAAGAGCGAGAAGAGCGUCAUAAGUACAAAGGCGUUGUUAAAACAGUUAUAACAACAGCUGCCGAAGAUCCUAUGAUGGCAGCUCUAAAAUGCGUUGAAGAUCCACGAAAGGCUUGUCUGCGUUACUACAUUGACGAUCCUCGCCUCUUAGCCCUGAUGUAUGAGGAUGGUUCUUUUGACAACGGAGAUCCAAACACGACAAAUCUGUACCUUGGAAACUUGAAUCCUAAGAUUACAGAACAACAAUUAAUGGAGAUAUUUGGAAAGUUUGGUCCAUUAGCUAGUAUAAAAAUCAUGUGGCCUCGCAGUGACGAAGAGAAGGCUAGGCAAAGAAAUUGUGGAUUUGUUGCAUUCAUGAGUCGCAAAGAUGGAGAACGUGCCCUGAAGAAUCUUAACGGUCGAGAUAUAAUGCAGUACGAAAUGAAAUUAGGCUGGGGUAAAAGUGUACCCAUACCGCCGUAUCCUAUAUACAUUCCGCCAGCUUUAAUGGAAAUAACACAGCCACCGCCACCAUCUGGACUUCCAUUUAAUGCUCAGCCGCAUCGUCGCGACAAACACAAGAUACCACGUAUUCGCAACCACCAGACCUUGGAGCCGCAGGAGAAGGAAAACUUUGAAAAGAUUUUGCAGAAUGCAGUUGUCAAAGUGGUUAUUCCGACGGAAAGGAACUUAGUCAUGUUGAUACAUAGAAUGGUGGAAUUUGUCAUUCGAGAAGGACCUAUGUUUGAAGCAAUGAUCAUGAAUCGAGAAAUCAACAAUCCUAUGUUUCGGUUUUUAUUUGAGAAUUAUUCGCCAGCACACACGUAUUAUCGUUGGAAGCUUUAUUCUAUACUGCAAGGAGAUGGACAGAAAGAGUGGCAAAUUGAAGAUUUUAGAAUGUUUAAGGGAGGAAGUGUCUGGAGACCUCCUCCAGUAAAUCCAUGGACUCAGGGAAUGCCCGAAGAUUUGGUCGAAUUGGAGGAAAGACAAGAACCCAGAAGGGGCAGUUUAUCGAACAGCCAAAGAGAUCGAUUGGAAGACUUGUUGCGUAACAUAACGCCCGAGCGAAUAAAAGUCGCAGAGGCGAUGGUAUUCUGCAUCGAGCAUGCUGAAGCAGCUGAAGAAAUCUGUGACUGCAUUACAGAGUCCCUUUCGAUUUUGCAAACGCCAGCAAAUAAAAAGAUUGCCAGACUUUACCUCAUUUCUGAUAUUUUGCAUAAUUGUGGCGUUAAAGUCACGAAUGCUACAAUCUACCGAAAAACGUUUGAAUCACGUUUGCAUGAAAUAUUUGUCGAAGUUCAGCAAGCUUACAAACAGUUCGACAGUAGGCUGAAAGCUGAAGGGUUUAAAGUGAGAGUGAUGCGAAUAUUUAGGGCCUGGGAAGAUUGGGCUGUUUAUCCCAGGGACUUGCUAGUCAGACUGCAAAAUACUUUCCUUGGCAUUGCUACGCCGGAUGAACCUGAAGUGGAAAAUGACGAAGAUAUCGAUGGUGCACCGCUUUCGGAUACAGAUGCUGAAGCAGCAGAAGAUCUUGACGGUGUUCCUCUUGACGGCGCUGCUCUUCUAAAAGGAGCAAUAAAACUUGGGCUAACACCACAACCAGGAUCUCAUUACGAUGAUAUUGACGGAAUACCAAUGGAUGAAGAUAUCGACGGUAUUCCAAUGGAAGACGAUGACAGUGAAAAUAGAAUGAGGGAUGACGACAAGAAAGCCGCUAUGCCAGCAGGUUUUGUUCCUUCGAGAUGGGAAACUGUAGAUCCGGACCAGGUCGAGGCUCAAGCAAUGACGACAAGCAAAUGGGAGGAAUUGGAACAGAACGACGACUCCAAUUCCCAAGAUGCUAGUAUGGAUUCUAGUAGCCGAGAUAACAACGAUAUUAUUCAAUUAAAUUCCAGUAGCCGAGAUUACAAUGAAGAAAGGCGGAACAGACUUCGCGAAAUUGAAGUAAAAGCCAUGCAGUAUCAAGACGAAUUGGAGAGUGGAAAAAGAUCUAUAAAAAGUGGAAUGUCAAUUCAGGCGCAAGUUGAACAUUACAGGAAGAAAUUAAUAAGAAAGAGUGAGAGGGAAAUGAAAGACAUCAAAAAUGAUGAUCGAGAGGAUGAUAGGCGGAGAGAGAAAAAGCGAAGUGCCUCUCCAGAAUCGCCAGUCCAUUACAGAGAGAGAAGGAGAAAUUCGCCAAGUCCUCCCCCUAAAAGUAGCAGUCGAUACAGGUCGCGUAGUAGAUCACCAGUGCGUAGUAAACGCAGAUCCCGAUCGCCGCACAAGAAACGAAAUCCGAUCACUCCGUCGCCACCUCGAAUUCGCCGAUCACCUUCGCCUUCUUUUUCUUCUUCGAGAUCAUCGCGUAGAUCACCCGUGAGUGAACGCAGUGAUCGGAAAAGAAGAGUUCGAUCGCCUUCUAUGUCACCACCUCCUCCGCCAAGAACUUCCUCAAAACACAGAGCCAGCAGUCCACCGUCACCUUCGCCCCGGAAGCACAGACAUAAGCAUAAAUAUUAAGCUCAGGUUUUCCUGGCUAUUCUUCUAUCUAUACCUCAGUCAACUGGACAGAAAUUCAGUUACGAAUCAAGGUAAACUGAAACCUCAUCACAUGGUCUUCGAUUUUUUAUUUUAAAAUGAAUUAGGCUCCAGCACAGUUUACCCUAAUAUAAAUUAGUAUAAAUGAUUACUAUUAUUAAUAAGAACUUUCAGGAGCCUCAAGUUUUUCAAUUAGAGAUAAAUAUGACCAUAUUGUACAUUCUCCGUUUUACACUUAUUUAAUUUACAUCGCCGUUGGGUGCACUGUAUGCGUAUUUCUUAAUGCAUCCAGUGAUACUAUAAAUUUGUAUUAUAUUUGUAAAUUGCUUCGGUGAGAACACGUUCAUUGAUAAGUGCAUCAGUGAAUGUGAUUAGAAUUAAAAUAUUUCCACUUUCACUUCAUCGUCGCAAGUCCGAAACGUCUGUUGAUAUAAUGCUAAGUAAUAAAUUAGUUGAAAAAUAA
This is a messenger RNA of Belonocnema kinseyi, 3650 nucleotides long. RefSeq names its product U2 snRNP-associated SURP motif-containing protein. The record is from RefSeq and is a predicted model, not a curated record. Gene Ontology annotation, cellular component: nucleus. Gene Ontology annotation, biological process: RNA processing. The transcript is spliced from 20 exons. The coding region runs from base 239 to 3169 and encodes 976 amino acids. Gene Ontology annotation, molecular function: RNA binding. Lineage: Eukaryota; Metazoa; Arthropoda; Insecta; Hymenoptera; Cynipidae.